AAUGUGGUUGAAGUUAUAAAUCAGCUAUGAUGGAAUAGAAGGACGUCCCUUUAGAACAGAGAAGAGGAGGAAUUUCCUUAGCCAGAAGGUGGUGAAUCUGUGGAAUUCAUCGCCACAGACGGCUGUGGAGGCCAAGUCGUUGGGUAUACUUAAAAUGAAAGUUAACAGGCUCUUGAUUAGUAAGGGUGUCAGAGGUUACGGGGAGAAGGCAGAAGACGGGCUGAGAUGGACAAUAACUCAGCCAAUGAAGGAAUGGUGGAGCAGACUCCGAGGCCCAAGUGGCCUAAUUCUGUUCCUAAGAUUUAUGGUCUAUCUACGAAUAGGUUAUGAGGUCAGCACAACAUUGUGGGCUGAAUGGCCUGCAACAUUCUGUGUUCUAAAUCUUUCAUCUAUAUCUGUUUUUUUCAGAACACCCAGUCGGAGAUCUUUGAAGAGCUUGACCAGAAGAGCACAGUUGUUGAGGAGAAAACUGAACCAGCAGACACGUGCAGCACGCUGCUGGCCAAGAGCACAGAGCAAAGUGGGAGCUCGAGGCAAUUCCACCCUGAGGUCCAGAAUCAUCCCAGGAGCCAAGGUGGUCCUGAGGCUCCAGCACUCCCCCGGGGGUGGGGGGCAAAAGGCCGCAAGAGAGACGCUGAGCACAGUGGGCAACCUACAUGCUGCCUCACAGGUCGUCAAGGCCUUGAAGUACAACUGCAGCCAAGUGGGCCCUGCAGGCAACGUGAAUUAUUCCAGACGGAUAGAUACCGCAGGGCACGCGAAUGUCACGGAGGAGAUUUCAAAUGCACCUUGGGAUCAGCGUGAUUCCUGUUGCAACUGCUGGAGUUACAGUUGACAGCUGGCUGACGUUAUUUUUGGUUUGCUGCUGGCGGCAAAUUUAAGUUUGGCGUUUUUCAUAAAUACAAGAAGGACUCAAAUAGACGUUGAGUAUUUUACUUAAAAGUAACCUUCAACCCAACGUCUUUUUUUCGGAGUUCAAAAUGUUUUUGUUGCCUGCAGAAAUGUAAUUUCGUUUUCUCUGCAGGAGUUCAUCAAUUUCAUAAAUGCAACACAUUAUAGUUUGUUUAUACAUAGCAUAAAGACAAAACAAAACGUUGUAUGCAGUGUUAUUUCAUUUUAAAUGUCAAACGGGUUUUGCGGCUCCCAGUGUUUUCUUUUCUGUGGGAAACGGGUCCAAGUGGCUCUUUCAGUGGUAAAGGUUGCUGACCCCUGGGUCAGAUAAAUUUGGGUUUAAUCUUUAUUUUUUGUGGUGUAAUAUAUAAUUGAUGUAAAAUUGUAUUAUACUAA
Molecule: messenger RNA, 1287 nt
Organism: Hypanus sabinus (Atlantic stingray)
Lineage: Eukaryota; Metazoa; Chordata; Chondrichthyes; Myliobatiformes; Dasyatidae
Exons: 2
Coding region: 155-835 (226 amino acids)
Source: RefSeq, a predicted model, not a curated record